AUGAUAUAUUUUAUAAGAUCAAAUGGUGAUUUAAGGAAAUAUAUUUUGGAUUCAAAUAGUAUUAUCACGAAAAGUUACCCCACAAAUUCAUAUAUAAAUAAAGGAAAAACAGCUAAAAAGAAGAUCAACAUGAUUCCCAUUUGCUUAAAACUUUUUACUGUGUUAUUUCUUGGACUUUCAUGUUUUUUUUUGGAAUGUUUAUUCAAAAAGGAAAACAUGCAAAUUUCUAUACUGAAAUUCAACAAAGAUCAUUUAAGGACUCUAGCAGAGAAAGAAUCUGAGAUUAUAAAUAAACUUGAAUACAUGAAUGGACCAUAUAACAAAUUUGAAGAAGAUUUUAAAAAAAUUACAGUUUCAUUAAUAAGGAAUGUAUUAGAAAAUUGGGAAGAUAUGUGUUAUAUUAAUAAUGUGAGACUUUCUAUAUAUGGAAGAAAAUGGGAACAAGAAAAAUUCGAUUAUUUAUUUAGUGAAAUACUUAAAGAUAUAAAAGAUAUACAUAGAAAAAUUUUCGAAGAGUAUAAAGAAUAUGAAAAAAGUUACCAUACUGACAAAGAAUACUCAACUUUUUUCAAAAAGAAAAAAAAGGAUUUAAACCAAUUUGAAAAAAUGCAAUAUAAAUGGACUAAUAAAUAUGAAGAAAGGUGUAGAAAAGAGUGGGAAUAUCUAGAAAGCUCACGUGAUCUAGAAAAAUUACGUAAUGAACAAAAAUCAUGUAACCUAGGAAAAUCAUGUAAUCAAGAUAGUCCACGCAAUUUAGAAAGUUUAAAUAAUCCUAAGACUUGCCCUUUAAAAAAAUUAUUUCAAAAAAAUGAAUAUAGAAGAUCAAGGAGUAUAAUGUGA
Messenger RNA from Plasmodium relictum, 840 nucleotides. Its product is annotated as Plasmodium exported protein, unknown function. The record is from RefSeq and is a predicted model, not a curated record. The transcript has 2 exons. The coding region runs from base 1 to 840 and encodes 279 amino acids. NCBI's taxonomy places the organism in Eukaryota, Apicomplexa, Aconoidasida, Haemosporida, Plasmodiidae.